This is a messenger RNA of Chlamydomonas reinhardtii, 3944 nucleotides long. RefSeq lists its product as uncharacterized. The coding region runs from base 144 to 1802 and encodes 552 amino acids. The transcript has 15 exons. The record is from RefSeq and is a predicted model, not a curated record. Gene Ontology annotation, molecular function: high-affinity secondary active nitrite transmembrane transporter activity. Gene Ontology annotation, cellular component: membrane. Lineage: Eukaryota; Viridiplantae; Chlorophyta; Chlorophyceae; Chlamydomonadales; Chlamydomonadaceae. Gene Ontology annotation, biological process: nitrite transport; transmembrane transport.
UAUAUGCGCUUAGAUUAUCAGACCUCUCGCGUGUGGUGUUUCACGGUCACGACACUAAGCCUCCGGAAUACUAAGACCCCCGUGAUACUUAGCCCUCGUUUCCUCUGGGGACGCAUAUGACGCAAACGAAUAGCCCUAAUACAAUGGAAAAGAAAGAAUCCACGGCCAACGAUGGGCUGUGCGACCUCGCUGUGACAUCGCGUUUCGUAUCUGCUCACGGCCAGGGCCACACGCAGCCCGCAGCUCACGAGAAUGGUCAGGGAUCGGCACAGCAGUCAAAUGGCAACUCGUCUUCGCCAGCCGUGGGUGUCGCCAUCAACCUCGGGGAGGCCAAUUCCGCGCCUGGCACCAAUCCGGAAGUCGCCCAUGCCCACAAGGCGGAUGUGGAAGCUCCGGAGAUGCCUAAUGUUGCCAGGCAGAGCGAAAAGGUCUUAACCUGGAUGCCCUCGUCGCAAGGCUUGUGCAUGUCCAGCGCGCCGGCGUCAGCGGUACGCAAGCAGACCCAAGGCACCAGCUUUAAGAACGCGCCAAAGGCCGAAGAGCACAAGGAGUGCGCGGCGGCCAUCAUUCUCACCCCCAAGCAAACGUACGACCACAUCGUGGCUACGGGUGUGGCCAAGACGACCCUGCCGCUGUCGAAGCAGGUCACGCAAGGCGUGCUGGCGGGUUUCUACAUCUCCUUCAGCUUCAUGCUGUGCAUGACUGUGGGCGGCCAGAUCCCCACGAUCCAGGCCAACUAUCCCGGAAUCUACAACUUCAUUCUGGGGUCGGUGGGCUUCCCCCUGGGCCUGACGGUCAUCAUGGUGGUUGGCGCGGAUCUGUUCACAAGCAGCUGCAUGUACAUGAUGACUGCCUGGAUCGAGGGCCGCGUGGCCACCUACUACGUGCUUAAGAACUGGUUCCUGUCCUGGUGGUGCAACCUGGCUGGCUGCCUCAUCAUGGCGCAGCUGGUGGUCUGGGCGGAGCUCUUCCACGGCAAGGAGUCCUUCCCCAUCUUUCUGGCGCACAAGAAGACCAGCUACCCCUUCGGAGCCACGGUCGUCAAGGGCAUCAUUUGCAACUGGCUGGUGAACCUGGCCGUGUGGAUGGCCAACAGCGCGCGCGACGUGACGGGCAAGGCCGUGGGCGUGUACCUGCCCGUGAGCGCCUUCGUCACACUGGGCACCGAGCACGUGAUCGCCAACCAGUUUGAGUUGUCUCUGGCCAAGAUGCUGGGCAGCGGCAUGUCGCUGCACACCAUCAUUCGUGACAACUGGGUGCCGGCCACCAUCGGCAACAUCAUCGGCGGCGCCUUCUUCGUGGGCACCCUGUACGCGGGCGUGUACGGCACCCUGUACGAGCGCAUGUGGCUGCGCUGCCUGCAGGUCUAUGUGUGGGUGCUGCCCCGCGCCGUACGCGAGCGCAUCCACGCCGCCCGCACAGCCGUGUACGAGAAGCUGUUCGGCUGGGUGGACUGGGACUACAUCACCACCGCCCCCGCCGACGUCAUCCGCGAGACAGCCGGCCAGGACCUGAACGAGGACUCGCCCGGGCCGCACGACCACGCCGCGAUCGCCAAGGCAGGAGUCAGCAGCGCCGGCGGCAACAGCGACAACGCAGGUGCGCUUGACCGCAAGACUGGCGCCAGCACCGGCGCCGCCAGCCAGCGCGGCGGCGUGUCGCGCGCCGGCACCUCGGGGCUGGGUCGCGGCGGCCCCGCCCGCGCCAUCAGCAGCAUGCUGGUGGACGCGGUGCGCAACCCGCCCAUGACGCCCUUUGAGAAGCAGCGCACAGAGGCGGCGCUGGGCUCGGACGUUGUGUAGGGCUGCUGGCGGAGGUGCAGGCCGCCAGGCGGCGGCCGCCUUGUGGCGUCGCGUUCAGGCGGCCUUGUGGCGUCGCGUUCAGGCCGCCUUGUGGCGUCGAAUUAAAGUUGCAGCAGGCAGCGCGGCCCCCGGCGGAGGUACUGGCGGUGGAGGCGGGAGUGGAGGGGAAGGGGCAGAGGCAGCAGCGGGGCUGCGCUCUGGUGGUGGCGGCGGAGGGGCACGCAGCGGGGGGGGGCUCCCGGCUGAGAGCGACUCCCAGCAGUGUGUGGGAGCGGCGGCCGCGGUGGCGGAAGUGGCAGCGGCGGCAGGCAACCGGCAGUGCGCGCGGGAUCCCAGCGGGCAUGUGACCAGUGUGGCGGGGAGGGAACGUCGUGAGCCGGAGGCGCACAGUUGUGACCUCGGGGCCAGGGUAAGGAGCAUAUGAAGACAUGGGUGGUUGGCGUGUGCGCAUGCAGCGCGCAGGUAUCCCGCAGCCGCCGGCGACAGCUGUGUGCACGCAUGCACGUACGCGCGCAAACGCUGCGUCCUUGGAAUAAGAGGCACGGGUGGCAAACGGCAUAUUGAUGUGAUGUGUGUUGAUAUUCUCACUUAAUGCCCGUGAAGGUGCCAGGCACGUUGACUGGGUUUUGCACAAAGCGUGCUUGGACCGUGCACCUUACGUCGCGUCAGCAUCGAGACGCGCCCUGCAUAGAAGUGGGGGAUUGGUGUGGCGAAGGCCGGGGUUUCAGGUUGGCGAUCAUUUAUGAAGUGUUGAGGUGCGGAGGGGCCAUGGCCCCCGCAGACGCGCUGGUGCUACAGGCGGUGAUAGAAGUCUUUAUUAAAUAUCCUUAUAGAACACCACCUCCUUACUGGCCAAGCGCACCAGCUGCAGAGAUUCCUGCACAAUAAACCCGAGACCCUGGUUGUGUGUGUGUGUGUGUGUGUGUGUGUGCUGAUGGGAGUGGUCCACGCCUUGUUUAUCUGCUGCAAUGCGAAGCCACGUUUCGUUUUCUGCAAGGGUGUCUGCAGCGUCCUGGCUGUUGAGAGCAUACGAACAGGUUGGCGUGUGGAGGCACCCAGGUUUGCGGUUGGCAGACAUUUCCACUGGCCGCAUACGCGGGCGCUGCAACACUUGUUUGAGAGGCUUGAGAUGGCUUGCUGCCAUUGCCCCUAAACCAUACGUAGGGCGCACGCCGUGCUGUGCACGGGUCCAGGAGCUGGCGGUUUGCGGGCGACCGCUCGACCGGCGGCGCCUGCAGCUGUGGGGGGCACCGCACACCAGUCUGGUUGGAGGUGCAUCGUUGUGCGCAGGGCGGGGCGUCCAGAUUGCGGGGUGACCCACAUGAGUGUUUGCAUGCUGCGAGUACACAACCAGUGGGGGCCGUUGACAGUGGAGUCAAGUACAUUGGCGGAACGUUUGAGGGUGGAUAGCAAGGAAACGAAGAGGAGUAGAAUUGUGGCACUGAUUGCGCGGCGGGCUGGUUUUGUGCCUGGUGGGUUCAUGUGAACACAGAGCAACUGUGGGGGUGCGGGGCUGUGAUUUGGGAACAAAAGAGGAAGAAACGUGGCCAGGCAGCUCCCGAGGGCACGGAGCCCAAGGCUCUGCUGGAGGGGGUUUCGACCGGGCGCGCUGGUGUGUGAUGCACGGGUAUUCGUGUCUCGUGUGUGCCUGUGAGACUAUGGUGCUCCCACGCAUUGUGGGGGCUUCCGAUUUGCAGACUUCGCCGUAUGCGUAUCUGCUUCUAACUGCUGCAUGGUCUGCUGGUGGUGGUGGCGGUCACUUAGUAGUUACACUUGGUCGUGACGAAGCCACUGGUGACUAGGGCUGACAAGCCCUGGUGCUAGGCAAGCAUGCUCCACACGCCACCCCUAGUCACUCCCGACACGCCACAGGUGGUGAUGCUGGUACGGCUGGGUGGCUGCACAUACGGCACGGUGCGAGGGAAGGGGGCGUGACUGUUUGUGUGACGUGAGCGCGCGUGUUGCGUGUGCGCUGCGCUGGGGGCUCGUGCGUGUUCAGGAGGCGGGCGUGAAAGUAGCGUUUGUUUGUGUUGUUCCGCGCGGGCCCAAACAGGAGCCGUCGCAUGGCCGGAAGUUGGGUCACGAGACAAAGUAGUGUUGUCAAGAAUUGAGUGGGUGCCGGUACUGUAAGGGUAACUAGUU